AUGACGGAAGCUAUCAGUGCACCGUAUGGAGAGGAGGACGAAGAGGAGGAGCGAUUGGAAGACACAGGUGUGGGUUUGAUGUACUCCACGGAGCAAAUGGAAAGCUGGGUGAGCUUCAUGCCCGAAGCAGGAAGUGUUGUGGUGGGAGCUCUUCCGGCAAUGGGCGAAGGGCCCACGGCUUACGGGGCCUUUGGGAUUCUAGAGGCCGUAGGCGAGCGGCUCUAUGUUGCAAAGUACUUCGGGACCAACGACCAUGGGACAGAAGGGAGACACAAAGGUUUGGGCAAGAUGUUCAACACAAGGUCAGGGAAACUCCACUUCUGUCUGCAAGGGUGUGCGCAAUGCGAGGUCCAUCAAUCAGAGGACGUGCUCCACGUGGACAGUCUGACAUGGUGGCCUCCCCUCUUUUACCAGGGGGACCUUUGCACAUUGCACGGGAAGAAGGCUUUGAAGGACUUCAACGCGAAAUUCGAGGAACCGGAGCCGCUACAAGCGUCGGGGCCGCACGCCCAGGAGGAUUCUUCCAGGCAGCGGGGAGCACCCGGAAGGAAGGAUGGGCUUCCCGGGCAGUUCUUCGAAGGGCUUGCAGGCCUGGCAGCGCGUGCCGGAGUGGGGGGCAAGCCUCCACCCUCAAUUCUUCGGCCAAAGGUGACUUGGGCAGACAUGAAGAAGCAAGCGCCAAGCAGGGAAGCGCCGGCUCUGACUUCGGGUCAGCCCACAGCUCACCCUGGAGCACAAAGGAUGAAGGAGGAGAUUGUGGAGAUCGGGAGCGAGUCCGGCAAAAGUGGGAGUCCUGCGCGCGGGAGCCAUGGCUCCAAACCCAGGUCGCUGGCAGACAGAGUGAUCGCACGUUCAGUUGCCAGCCAAGCGACAAAGCGGAGGACGAAGAAGAAAAAGAAAAAAGGAAAGAAGAAGGCCAGGAAACGAGGAAAAGGAAGCAGCAGGACCACGAGCUCAGAGGAGAGCUCGGGGUCAAAAGGCGGGUCAAGCUCGGAAAAGGAGCUUAUGCCUCCGGUCAAAAGGAAGGCCGAGAAGAAACCGGGUGCAGUGAUGGAGGAGCUUGUGGAGCACGCCAGGGCCCAACUUUCGGAACGCGAACGAGGAGAAGGCCGAGAAUCUCUGGGGAGCGGUCCCAAGGGAGAAGUGAAGAUGAGUCUCUUCUUCCAACUUUUUUGGAGGUCGAAGUUCGAACAUCGGCCCCGGGAUCAACGAGAACUUUUUCUUCUUUCGCGGUGUGCCGACCUGCUCAGGGAUGGGCACCUGAACGAACUGGCCGACGCCAUUGCUGGUCGCAUAAUGGCCCUAGAAGUCGCAGCGUCCACAGGGAGUUGGAACACGGCGAAGUAUCUAGAGGUCGAGACGAUGGACAGUGGGAGCAUUGCAAGGCCAGAGACCCUGCUGGCGGCUCAACGGCAUGCUCGACUGGUGGCAAAGUCGGAAAGUUCAUGGAAGCGUGGUGAAGUGAAUGCAAGUGGUGACGAGGAGUGCCGUGCCGCUGGCCUCGCUCGCACCGGCUGUGGGUCGCGCGCGUGCCGCCCCGUUGGGCUGGCUGCGGGCUUCCACGGGCCCGGGGCGAGUGAGGUUGAGUGCUUGCUUCGAGGUGAGGUUGCAAAGUUGCUGGAGCGAGGAUCCUCUGGGUUUGAUCGCGUUGACUUGGACUCAAUAUGGAAAGAGCUGGACAAAGCUGUUCUAAGCUACACGGGUGAAGAGAUCCUGCCCCUCAGGCCAUUGACGGUGGAACAGAUGGAGCCAGCUCUCCCACCCGCUGGAGCCGGUGGGCGGGUUAACGCCCUUGAUCUGGUCGAUGGUGGAACCAAGCGGUUCCUGAGCGAUCCUCGGCUAUCUAUGUUGCAGAGUUCCGAGAUCGAGCCCGGUCCGUGCAGAGCAAAGGUGCAUGUCUCGGCUGGGGCUGGGGCCGCCGUGGCGAGAUUGCUUGUUGAGAGAGGGGUCUGCAAACCUAUGAAGCUGAGUGAUGUUGGAUGUGUUGCAAAUGAGCGAAUCCUAAAUGGUCUUUUUGGCGUCCCGAAGCCAAAGACAUUGGAAGACGGGAGGCCAGUAUUGAGAACAAUAAUAAAUCUGAUUCCGUCGAAUCGGGUUCAAAAGAUCAUCGGAGGUCACAUUGAGAGUCUUCCUGCUAUCGCAAAAUGGCAGUCAAUCAUUCUGGGAGAAGGUGAAACGCUUACUGCUUUUCAGUGCGACAUGGCAUGCGCAUUUUAUCUUUUUUCCCUGCCUGAUGUGUGGCUGCCUUGGUUUUGUCUCAAUUUUGAUCUCUCGGGUCACGAACUGGGGAUUGAGUCUGACGAGCGCUUCACGAUUGCUUGCUGCACUUUGCCAAUGGGGUGGAAAUCAGCUGUGGGGGUAAUGCAGUGCAUUAGCCGGCGAGUUCUUCUCGAAUCGCGUUUGCCGGAGUCGCACGAGAUACGUAAAGAUCGCUCUGUCCCUCCAUGGCUGAUUAAAUGCUGGCGCGAGGGAGGUCAGCACUCUUGGUGGCAAGUUUACCUUGACAAUUUCAUUUCUUGCCAGGUUGAGAGUCCUUCAAGCUCUCAAUCAGGCAAAGAUGGGGCAAAGCAUUUCCGUGCCGCGCUUGAUGGCUGGGAUAGUUUCGGCAUUCUGUGUGCCAGUGAUAAGAAUGUUGAGUUCGCUGGCGUUGCCCAUGAGCUUGGAGCUGAGAUUGAUGGAGACCUUGGCAAGCUUAGUGGCGGAACCGCUAGGCUGUGGAAAACUUGCGUUGCCUCGCUUGGACAGGUUUUGCUCGGGAAGGUCGUGAAAGAGAAAAGACUGCAAGUCCUUGCCGGACGAUGGGCUUUUCUUCUACAGUUUCGAAGGCCCUUGUUUGCGAUAUUUUCAGAGAUCUGGAAAGCAGCAUCUGUUAACUGCCCGCUGGCUGUCAAGCGACGUGCUAGCGUAGAGCUGUUCAUGGCUGUUCUCCUCAGCCCGCUGUGCUGCUGCGACCUCUCGCGCCAGGUCCAUCCUGUGGUUGUGGCCACUGACGCAUCCGAAAAGGGUGGGGCCAUUUGUGUCUCCACAGGACUUUCCUGGUCCGGCAAGUCACUGGCUUGUGCGUGGAGUGAACCUUCUAAUCAUUGCAGCGUCCAGCCUUUGUUGGUAAUUUCGCUCUUUAACGGCAUUGGAGGAGCCUUUCGGGCAUACGACCUUGCGGGCGUCCGUGCCUCAGGUCUGGUCUCGAUCGAAUGGCACAAACCGGCAAACCGUGUCGUGAAGCGUGCCUGGCCCCACGCACUGCAGUAUGAAGACGUCAGUGACGUGGACAGAAGCAUGGUCAGAGAAUGGGUCGGCCGCUUUCCUUCAGUCAAAGAAGUUCACGUUUGGGGAGGAUUUCCCUGCGUGCAUUUGUCUUCAGCACGGCAUGGCAGGAAGAAUCUUGCCGGCGAAGGCUCGAACCUGUUUUUCAAGCUGUACGAGGUCAUUGGCUUGGUCGCAGAAGAGUUUGAUGGGAUUGCUAAAGUCAAGUGGGUCGUUGAAAACGUCUCAUCCAUGGAUGUCGCAGCGCGAGAUGAAAUCAGCACUUGGCUUGGGGUCGCCCCAUUAAGGCUGGACCCCGCAGAUGUGCUCUGUUAUAGCAGGCCGCGUUUCGCUUGGAUCUCUGAGUGGCCGCAUGAAACCGAAGGGGCAUCUUUCGUGAAGAGAAAAGGGUUUGUUGAGGUAUGUAUGACAGCCUCGGAACCACCCCAGUCACAGUGGGCCCGGCUCGGGUGGCAUCGUGUUGAGCCCUCGUCAAAGCUCCCCACCUUCAUGAAGUCGAUUCCGCGCGCAGAGCCCCCGCCAGCACCUGCUGGGCUUGGGCGGACUCCGCAGGAUGCGCUCGAGAGAUGGGCAGCAGAUUGCUACCGGUUUCCCCCCUACCAGUACAAGGAAGCAUUUCUGUUGUCAGACGGUGACAAUCUUCGUUACCCCGAUGCUGGUGAAAGAGAAAUCCUCAUGGGAUAUGGAGCAAGACAUACGGCGUUUUGCCUGCCCGCUUCAGAGGCAAAGAAAUCAGCCCGAGCAGUCGAAGAUGAAAGACUAAGCCUCGUUGGAGACAGUUUCAGUAUGCUAUCCUUUGGCUGGGUGGCAGGCCAAUUGUGCCGCGCCUUUCGGCCCGAGCUCGGCGCCCAAGAGCUACUCAAUGUGCUCGGCUUGGCUCCAGGGCACUGCGCCCGUCCAGGCACAUUUGCUCCAAUGGGGCGCUGGAAGGACUACGGUAGCAGUUCUCUGAACCUCUCAGCACCUGGAGAAGAAGUGAUUGCGUCCAAAUUGUGUCUGGGUGCCAAUCAUACUGGGUCAGAUGUCCGCAUCAGCACUGGCGAGUUGUUUGCGCCCUCGAAGGGUGUGCGACAAAGUGUGGAUGCCGUUUGGUGGACCUGGAAACAAGUCUAUCAAAAGAGAUGGAAGUUCGCGCACCACAUCAAUGCCCAAGAGAUGCGAGCACUGCUUCUUUCCUUGCAAUGGCGCGCCAGCAGGUACCGCAGAGCGGUCCGGCUGCUUUGGCCUUUUGUGCAGUUUGUUCACACUUUUUCCGAGCUAGAUGCAUGUGCCGCAGACUGGGUGGAGCUGAUGUGGGGCCGAGGUGAGCUUCUUUCGUUAAAACUUGAAGAUGUACAGUUAGGCGCCGCGCGGGCCGUGCUUAAUCUCCGGCUGACUAAAACCAGUCGCCGUGCUGGCGCUUUUGAAGCUGUCACCGUCUCUGACGCAGCAGUGGUGGAGGCCCUUCGGACUCUUGUGUCCAUCCGAGCUGCGCAGGGCCUGCCAGGUGUGAUCUGGAUGCAUAGCGCCCAACGCUUCCGCACUUCUUUCCGCCACAUGUGCAGUUGUUUUCACCUUCAGAACCUCAAUUUCCAGCCGUACUCCCUCAGACGAGGUGGAGGCACCUUUUUGCUGCAGCACGGAGUAGCUCUGGAGCAGAUCCUCCUUCGAGGCCGCUGGCAGUCUCUCGCUGCCGCGCGGGUCUACCUCCAGGAUGGCUUGGCCAACCUCACCGACAUCCGCUUGUCCACUGCCUCCAAAGAGUUGCUUUCGCGCUUUAAUUCCCACUUUACAUUGUGGAUUGUUCCCAUGACCUGCCGUUGGUCAGUGGAAGACUUGAGUUUGAUCCCUCCUGUUAUGGAUUUGUGGAUUGUUCCCAUGACCUGCCGUUGGUCAGUGGAAGACUUGAGUUUGAUCCCUCCUGUUAUGGAUGCCCUUGGCCCGGCUACAGGGGUCGCCCUUUGCCGUUAUCUUUUGUUUGGAAGGCGCUGCAUAAAGAUAGGCUUCCAUAUGGGCGGCAUGUGCCUCGACGGAGUACCCUGCAACUGCAUCGAAGCAUCCUUGAACCCUGAGCCCAACCUGGCCCUUACCGGCAAUGUCGGCUGUCGUGAGUGCGAGUCUGCAAGUCUGCAACUGUUCCUUGCAGACGCAGAAGAAAAGGGAGAAUGCUACCAGGCUGGGGCUGACCAUGCCAACUCCUCAAUUGCCACCCAGGAUCGCAGCAAUUUGCUGCUGCUUGUGCUGCCGAACUUCCCUCCCAGCGGUAAACGGCCUAAUCCGUAUUUGGCAAACCAGGGUCUGCCUUUGUCACAGAUGGGCAUGGCAGCCGCGCUGGAUAGCUGCCAGGCCCGUGCACAGGCAGCCGAAGCGCAGGUGGCUCAACUAAUGCAACUCAUGGAGGCGAAGCAACAGAGCCAGGCCAGUGCCGGCGCGCCCGCAAAGUUGCAGGGCGUUCCCCCCCCUGGCAUGGCGCGGGAGGUCCAACCGCCGACUAAAGCGACCACAAUGCCUGAGGCUCCGUUCACGCAGCGUUCGCUGCAUCAGGCACUUGGUCAAGCACUUCAUCCGCACGGUGGCGAGACGACUGGCAACUUGAACAGGAUGGCAUCUCCGGUGGAGGGGAGUCCCAUGAGCGACUCAAGCCGGCGGAGCAGCCGGUUGCGACAUGAGUUCGACAAGGAACAAAUACGCCUGCGGGCGAAACUGAAGCCACAGCAAACCCUGCGAGGAUAUCUGGAGGAGCUUCGCUCCGAGAACCCGAGGUGCAUCUUCAUCGUACGCCGGAUCAACAAGCUCGGAUUCCGCUCUAAGGCACUUCUUGAAGGUCAUUACGCAAAGUACGGCAAGGUGCUUCAAGUGUGCGUGGCACAUUCCAAGGUGAAACCCAUGCCGAACUCUGGGCAAUCCGCCCGCAUGCGACCAGGCAAUUUCGGCCUUGUAGUGAUGCAGGAUCCUGCGGCCGUCCAGAAGGUGCUGGACAAGGGUGAAAACCAUUUGAUCGACGGCGUGGAGAUCUCCGUGCAGAAAUACCAGCCUAAUGGGCCGGACGAGGGUUACGAUGAGGAAGAGGAAGAGGACAAGGUUGAUCGUGAGAUCAAGAGAUCGACCAACAACAAAGCAAGCCGGAGCCAGAAGGGCGAAGACACGGGUGGCAGCACCCAAACAGGCAGCUCUGAGGGAAGCAGCCGCUCCGGAAAGUCCGGCGGCGACCUGGUAACGGGAGAUGCCGACGACUGGAACAGGCAGGAGUCCGAAAGCAGCAACAGCUCGUCUCUGGCGGCUUCCUACGGCUCGGGGCAGGCCCCCACAAGUCCGGCGGAGUGGCAAGCUACGAGGUCGGGAGAAUUCCCGGAGAGGGCCUUUCCAGACCCUGAGGUUCCGGGAGCUGACCGGAAGUUCCUUGUCUCGUUGUCCGCGCAGGAGCUGAAUGAGCUGAACCAGAUGCUGCAGAGUAUUGCCUCUUUUUCGGCGCCGCCAACGGUGCCGUCGGUAGCACCAUCGGUGCCACCAGCGCAAUCACAUCUGCCGGACACCACCGACCUUGUGGGCAUCCUGGACAGACUCCAUGGCAUUGCUCAGGAGUCGCAGAGCACCCACGGCUUCACGCGCGACAACAUCAUCCAGGCAGCCACACUGGUGCAGGGUGCGAAGCAGCAGCUGGCGUAUCUCCACUCGGAGUGCAAGGCGAAGCUCGCCAAUCUCACUGCCACGGCCGCAGCCGUCCUUUCGGCAACCCCACCCGCACCCACAGUGCCGGCAGCACCUUUCGAGGCAAGCUUCCUGAGUUCGCUUACGCCGGGCGCGUCAGCGAUUGGAGGUUUGAACGCCACGCCGCCCUUGAGCCCGCAGCCGCCCAUCUUUCCCGGGAUUCGGGCUCAGGCCAUGGCCAUCCUUCAGGCCCAGCAACAUUUGAACCUUCUUCAAGCCCAACUCGGUGCAGACCUCUCACGGUGGAUCACGCACGACUACCCGGCGCCGGACCCAUUCCCUGCGGCCCCCGCGACGGGUGCCAUCAGAGGCUUCGCUGGGGACGGUCAUGUGCCCACCGUGUCUCCCGACUUUCUGACGCCCAACCUGGCCAUGUUCCAGGAUGCGCCGGGAUUGAGCGCCAACCCUGAGGCGUAUUAUCCAAGCGAAGAGGCUUUGGAAGAUCCAGCGCGCGGCCCUUGGUGGACGGCGCUGGUGGCUGAGCAGCCUGAGCUGGGAGAACCGGGCGCCCUGCGCCCGGUCAUUGGCGUGGUACUGAGCCGACGCGUGACCUCUCGGAAGCUGGCCUUCUGCACCCUGCAGGUUGAUGGGGGCCAGUCCUCAGAUGAAGAUGGGCCUGAAAUCCUGGGCCUUUGCUUCUGUGCUGGGCUCAUAGCAGCCACUGAGGGAAGUUGGUCACCUGCGCCUGUUCGUCGGGGCGACAUUGUGGUGGGCUCCCGUUUGGAGGCCGCGGUCGUCUUUGCGCCUCGCUACCGGCCGGAGCCGCUGGUGAGACGCUGGCGUCGGUUGUCGGAAGAGGAUGAGGCCCCGAGCCGGGGGUCCGGAGGCUACGACCUGGCAGCGCACCUUGCAAGGCGCGAUGCAGCCAAUCAACGGGCGAAGGAAGCGUUGGCGGCAGUGGGCAAGCCGAUCGCCCUUUGCAAGUUCUGGUCCGGUCGUUCAGCUGCCAGCUGCGGAGAGGCAGAAUGCAGCUUUCGGCACCACUUCAACAGUCCGCAGGAGGCAACCAAGGCCCUGGCCUUGGCAGCGGGCCGUCGUGGCUGUGAGGAGGUUUCGGCAGCAGAGCAGAUGGUCUACGACGCAGUGGCCGACGGACCCCACGACAAGGCGGGGAAGCCUCGGCGUGCAGCGUGCUUCGCAGCCUGGUUGCUGGAGACCUAUGGCAGGGAGGCGCUUCGUGAGGGCACCGGAGUCCUGGAUGUCGCUGGCGGCCAGGGCGAUCUCUCCUGGGCUUUGAGCAUGGACCAGGGGGUGCCAUCAACCCUCGUCGACCCAGCGCUGCGGCGAGGUGGCGCCUUGAAGAGCUGGCAAAGGCGUGCUUUGCGGAAGCGAGGGCGCGAAGAAGCCUUCACGCACCUGCCUGUGAGCUUCGAGGCUGCCCUCUUCGGCCCUGGUUCUGGGAGCCACGCCGGGCUGUUGGACACUGCUUCCCUCGUUGUGGGCCUUCAUCCGGACGAGGCCACAGAGGCCAUCGUGGACUUGGCCCUCGGGGCCGGGCGCCGCUUUGCGGUGGUUCCCUGCUGUGUCUUCGCGGAGAAGUUUCCUGACCGGGAGCUGGCGCCAGGCGUGCCAGUGCGAACGCUGAACCAGUUCUGCGCUUACCUUCGUGCCAAAGAUCCUCGUAUUAAAGAGGCGCUCCUGGAUUUUGAGGGCCGCAACAAGGUGCUGUACAUACCGUGA
Molecule: messenger RNA, 8631 nt
Organism: Symbiodinium natans
Lineage: Eukaryota; Dinophyceae; Suessiales; Symbiodiniaceae
Source: the annotation of a GenBank genome assembly